This is a messenger RNA of Hyaloscypha bicolor E, 1002 nucleotides long. Its product is annotated as HET-domain-containing protein. Lineage: Eukaryota; Fungi; Ascomycota; Leotiomycetes; Helotiales; Hyaloscyphaceae. The record is from RefSeq and is a predicted model, not a curated record. The transcript is spliced from 2 exons. The annotation marks the transcript as partial.
AUGUCAUCAGAAACUAGCUCCAACGAAGAAGACCGUGUCUCAAGUGCAGCAUCCUACUCGGAAUUGCCAAUCGACCCAAAGUUAGAAAUUCGGAUCCUCGAACUACUUCCGCCAGCCUCGCCCGACCCCACAGAAAUCCAUUGCAACUUAACGACGGCGAGACUAGCAGACGAGCCCUCAUACGAAGCUUUAUCAUACGCAUGGGGAGAUCCUAUCUUCCCUGAGGAAAUCUACCUGCCCACGGGCUACCUUGCGAUCACGAGCAACCUUGCGGCAGCCUUACGGCAGCCUUGGCUUCCGAACCGGCCACGGAGGCUCUGGGUUGAUGCUGUGUGUAUCAAUCAGAUAGACGACAAUGAGAAAGGCCAUCAAGUGAUGCUCAUGGCGCAAAUAUUCAGUGCGACGACUCGCGCAGUUGGGUGGUUGGGUGAGGGAAAUGCUGAAACGGAAGCCGCAAUCGACAUUAUCAAGGAACUCGCAUCAAAAGCGUGGCGAUUCGGGAUUUAUGAAUCCAAAAUAAGCCUAGAGGUUACAGACCAACUUGACGUCCAGGCCCUCAACGCUUUUUUAAGCCAGCCUUGGUUUUCACGCCUCUGGGUUGUGCAAGAAGCUUGCCUUCCAUCUAAGAUGAUACUAUGCAAUGGAUCAAACACGCUGGAUUGGAACGAUCUCUUGGCUACUAGCACCAUUAUUUUAAAAUGCGUGACCAGCACUAAGUCUUUCCUGGGGGGAGAGUUUGAUCCCAAUUUUGAAGGAGUUGCUCUACUUGCUGCAACUCGGCAAGAGUUUGCCUUGGCCAAGUCUGGAAGAAGAACAAAUGCAAAAUCCGGGGAUUUGCAUGCGAUGGUGCAUUUGCACCGGGACAGGGCAUGCUCUAAUCCUGUGGACAAAAUUUACGGACUGUUAGGCUUGAAAAAAGCCGAUGAGCUUAUCGAAGUCGUCGUCGACUAUGGUAGAAGUACCGAGGAGGUGUAUCAGGCCUUCGCUUUGGCGUAUCUUCAG